CCGAUUCCAGCAGACCCCUUUAACUCUGAGCACUUCAGGAUUGUUAAGCAUGGACACUGUUUCCACACACACACAUGAAUCCAGCAGCAGUAAGAGGAAAGUGAUCGCGGUGGUGGGAGGCGGUUUGGUUGGAUCGCUGAACGCCUGCUUCCUUGCCAAAAGAGGAUUUGACGUUGCAGUCUAUGAAUCUCGAGAAGAUAUUCGUCAAGCAAAAGUCGUGAAAGGUCGAAGCAUCAACUUGGCCCUGUCACAUAGGGGGCGCCAGGCCUUGAAACAUGUGGGAAUGGAGGAUAAGAUAGUCUCUAAAGGCAUUCCAAUGCAUGCCCGUAUGAUCCAUAAUCUGAAUGGAAAACGCUCUCCAAUACCCUACGGCAAAAAGGGACAGUACAUCCUCUCUGUGGACAGAGCUAACCUCAACAAGGAGCUGCUAACAGCGGCAGACGCAUAUCCAAACACUACACUGAACUUUAAUCACAAGCUGCAGGACUGGAGUCCAAAAUCGGGAACAAUGACCUUCUUUGGACCUGAUGGCCAGAAGAAGGAGAUCCAGGCUGAUCUGAUCGUAGGCUGUGAUGGAGCUUUCUCUGCCAUCAGGAAGCAGUACCUACGGCAAAGUCGUUUCAAUUACAGCCAGACGUACAUUCCCCACGGGUACAUGGAGCUCACCAUGCCUCCUAAAGACGGAGAUUUUGCAAUGGAGCCCAAUUACUUGCACAUUUGGCCCAGGAACACUUUCAUGAUGAUUGCCCUGCCCAACUUGGACAGGACGUUCACAUGCACACUCUUCAUGCCCUUUGAAGAAUUUGAGAAGAUCCGCUCCGGUGACGAGGUCAUCCGUUUCUUCCAGAAAUACUUUCCUGACUCUGUACCUCUAAUAGGAGUUGAGGCUCUCAAACAGGAUUUCUUCCGGCUGCCGGCUCAGGCCAUGGUCUCGGUGAAGUGCUCCCCGUAUCAUCUGUUUGAUAAGUGUGUUCUUAUGGGAGAUGCGGCCCACGCUGUGGUUCCUUUCUAUGGUCAAGGCAUGAAUGCAGGCUUUGAGGAUUGUUUAGUUUUUGACGAGGUUAUGAACCAGCUGAAUGAAAACCUUGCUGCUGUGCUUGAAGAAUACACCAGAGUCCGUGUACCUGACGAUCACGCCAUAGCUGACCUGGCCAUGUACAACUAUGUAGAGAUGAGAGCACACGUCAAUUCCAGAUAUUUCCUGUUUCGAAAAUACCUGGACGGUUUCCUUCACUUCAUCUUGCCAAAAACAAUCGUCCCACUUUACACAAUGGUCACAUUCACCAGAACACGGUACCAUGAAGCUGUGAAGCGAUGGCAUUGGCAAAAUAAGGUGAUCACUCAAGGUCUGUGGCUGUGUGGAGCUGUAUCUGCUGCAGGAGGGAUGUAUGUCUUGGUCAGAUACUCUCACAAACUCCCCAGAAUCUCUGCAGACCACCUGUGGACCCGUAUACUUGCCUUAAAGCACUUCUAAACCCUGUGUUGAUGUUUAGUAGCCUUAUCACGUCAAAGGAACAACUCCCAAAAGAUCUUCCAUGGCUCUGUACUGGACCAGAAUUGAAGUCUUGUUCAAUACAAGUUAAACAAAAAAUGCUCUGCAUUUUGUGUUAUGAUGUUGAUUACCACAGAAAAUCAUUUUGAGUUGUUUGUCAAUGUAGUGCACUUAAAAUGGGGGUAUAAUGGGCCAGCAUUCCAGAUGGUUUAAAGCAGAAAUGUAGCUGGUAUGAUUGUUAAAGCACUUAUCUUCUCAUCAAUAGAUGCUUAAAUGCAAAGUGACUUGCAUUGCAUUCAAGGUGUAGAUUUGACCAGCUCAAGCAUUCCCUGGGAAGCACCAUGCCACUUGAGCAACAGGAAUGCUGACUUGCAUGAAUAAUUCUGUAAAAACAUUUAGUGUUUGAGUUCUAAAAGUUGUCUAUAUUGUAUUUUUGGAAGGUUGAAUACUUCUCUUAAACAUUUAUACAUGUUAAUGUUUAGUUCCUGGUCCCGUGUACUUCCAUUUUAAAUGGAGAUUAUUCUAUAUUUUCUGUGAUUACUGUCACCAUGACCUUGAAAUUGUUGUAAUGGAUGUAUAAUUCUGUUUCAGUUUUAAUUCAGGUUUGCUUUUACUUUAUAUAUCAUGUAGAUCACAUCAUGUGGGUGCUGUGAUCUCUAAGCACAUAGAUAUAAUUUCUUUGUUUUUAAUUAUUUAAAAAAGUCAAGCUGAUCACUGUCUGUUGUAGAUUCAAAAUAAGUUAAAUGUGACUGAAUAAAAUCUUGU
Molecule: messenger RNA, 2257 nt
Organism: Sinocyclocheilus grahami
Lineage: Eukaryota; Metazoa; Chordata; Actinopteri; Cypriniformes; Cyprinidae
Gene: kmo
Product: kynurenine 3-monooxygenase
Exons: 15
Coding region: 50-1474 (474 amino acids)
Biological process (GO): L-tryptophan catabolic process; quinolinate biosynthetic process
Cellular component (GO): mitochondrial outer membrane
Molecular function (GO): FAD binding; kynurenine 3-monooxygenase activity
Source: RefSeq, a predicted model, not a curated record